This is a messenger RNA of Bathycoccus prasinos, 1143 nucleotides long. RefSeq lists its product with no specific name. The transcript has a single exon. The coding region runs from base 1 to 1143 and encodes 380 amino acids. The record is from RefSeq and is a predicted model, not a curated record. NCBI's taxonomy places the organism in Eukaryota, Viridiplantae, Chlorophyta, Mamiellophyceae, Mamiellales, Bathycoccaceae.
AUGUCACCACCAGAACCACCACCGCUUUCAUCAUCGUCGAAAGAAGAAGAACAAGAGGAGGAAGAAGAAAGAAACGACGACGAGUACGAGAAUAAUAAUAAUAAUAAUAAUAACAACAACACCAACAACGAUACGAAUAGAAGAAAUCCUCUUCUCGGCGUGAACGACGACUCGUUCGAUUUCGAGCAGUGGUUACUCUACGAGUCCAAUGCUACCCCGAACGCCUCUUUUAUAGGAAACAGAAGACAGAGGAAACGAAAAGACAUCGAACGGGCGAUCGUGCUGAUGGAAUCUCGCACGAGGAAGAAUUUGAAAGAGUUAUCGGACACGCAAGAGUCGUUGGAGAAGUUCAAAGGGAAGAAACCAGAGAUUGUGUUGAAGUUCUUGCGCGAAUUGACGAGAUCUCUUGUUCGUUCCAAGUCCAAGUCAAACACCACCAAAAACGAGAAGAAAAAAAUCAAUGGACGCGACGAGGAGGAGGAUGAAAACGAGGACGAGGAAGACGCGAGGAGAGAUUGGUUCGACCAAAAAACGGUGAACGUUUUGGACGAACGGAUGAUGGCAAAAGUAGUCAACGAAAACGUGAUGGCGUUUCAAAGCGUGCGCAGAAAAGUAGAAAGAGAAACGUUCGCAGAAGAGAAGAGAGCGUGGAUGGAGAAGAGGAGGAAAGAGAGGGAGAAAGAGCACAUUGCAAAGAGGAAGAAAGGCAAAGUGAACAACGUGACGUACGCGAGUAGAUUAGAAGCAGCAAGAAUAGGAAGAAUCGAUGACUCGUUUUGGAAGGUGAAAACGAAAGAAGAAGACAAAAACAAUCAACAGCGCCCGAAAGCGGUGGCAAAUAAACAAAAACAGAAGGCCGCAAAUGCGACGAAGGCAAAAGAUGCGGAGGAACAGGACACUAUUGCGUGGGAGUCGGAAGAAGUGGCAGAUGGAGUUCAAGCGCUGAGAGAGUACAUCAAAGAACUUGGUGGAAGCGGCAACUUGAUACAAGCAAAAGAUUGGGUGAUAAAGAAAUGGACAAGGAUAUGCCGACUAAAGUCUGGCAAAAGUGCGGCAGCUUACAAGACGUAUCAUCGUUCUGACGGCUCGUCAUAUCGGUCGAAGAAAGACGUCGCGCGGGCACUUGGCUUGGUAGUACAAUAA